Molecule: messenger RNA, 2692 nt
Organism: Fusarium verticillioides 7600
Lineage: Eukaryota; Fungi; Ascomycota; Sordariomycetes; Hypocreales; Nectriaceae
Exons: 2
Coding region: 193-1068 (291 amino acids)
Cellular component (GO): nucleolus
Molecular function (GO): rRNA (adenine) methyltransferase activity
Source: RefSeq, a predicted model, not a curated record
GUUGCACUCAAUCACGCGGAAUUUUUGGGCAGUUCGGUCGAUUAAUAGGAAUCAAAAUGCUCUUCCAAGACUUAUAGCUCACUGUAAUCUGCUGGGUCUUCCCUGAGGAGUUGCACGAUUUGAGAAUUGAUUUCGAUGAAUUAAGGGGUCAAGAGGUCAACACACAAGGGCCAUUCUCAUUGCACUCAUAAAAUGGUUUCCAAGAAGCAAGCAAGGCUGAAAAGCCUUUCAAGUGGCCGCCCGCCAACUGUCAAGUCCUCACGGUCAAUGUCUAGGAAAGCCAGCAGGAGUCUCAUCAACACUCAUCACCAACUGGAGAAACAACGUCGGCAAGCUGCAGCCAAGGGCGACACGGUCACCGAAACUCGCAUCGCCUCAGAGAUUGCCAAGCUGGGUGGUCUUGACCACUAUCAGAAGGCCAGUUUGCAAGGUCAGAGUCUCGAUAGAGGAGGCGACACGUCAAGAGUACUUCUGGAAUGGCUCCCUGUGGCAGAGCUCAAGAAGCGUGCUCAGCCGUUUCAUAUGCUGGAGGUUGGGGCAUUGAGUACUCGUAACGCAUGCUCGACAAGCGGUAUCUUUACUAUGAAGCAUAUCGAUCUCAACAGCCAGGAGCCAGGCAUCACAAAGCAAGAUUUUAUGGAGCGACCUCUGCCCAAAGACGAUUCUGAGGUGUUCGACAUCAUCUCUCUGAGUCUAGUGCUCAACUUCGUGCCCGAGGCCGAGGGGCGUGGACAGAUGCUUCUUCGGACUCUCUCCUUUCUUCGACCUCCAGCUGAACCAGCAACUGGUUCUGACGAACCCUUUCCUUGCCUUUUUGUGGUUCUACCUCGUAGCUGUGUUGAUAACUCACGAUACUUUACAGAAACUCGCUUGGAGGAGUUGAUGACGAUUCUCGGCUAUGCAUGCACCAAGGCCAAGAUGACUCAGAAAUUGGCAUAUACUCUUUGGAAGAGGAUCGGGACCGUCUCCGAGAAGCGGCCAGAUUUUACAAAGAAGGAAGUCAAUCCAGGACGGACGCGGAACAAUUUUGUCAUGACGCUCAAAGCUUCGACGAGUCAUUCAAACUGAAACGAUGAGGGGAGACACGACAACGCGUGGGGCCUCGACGAGCUGCAUAUGCGGAACUGCCCAACAAGCUAUCAACACAGCAAAACAUAUGGAGUUUUGAGCACGCGACAAUUAACUAGCUGACACGGUACGAAUGUUUAACUCUCGAUAAGAGGAUCCUAUCUACACAGUUCUUGGAGAGCGCGUACUGUGCUGUGCUGUAUCAUCUGGAUCGACUAUCUGCAACUUGCUACGUCGCACGACUGAUAAGGUGCAUGGUGACACUUAUGCAGCUUGGGGACACCAGAUCACCAGUAGACAAGAUCAGCUGGACGGUGGUCUUAGUUUUUGAGGGGGGUAGAAUUCCCUAGCGAGCUGCUACUCUUGCAUCUCCGCACAAAGGUCCCACGCUAUUCGACGAUUAUCAUUUCCCCACACCCUGAGCAACCUUUUCCUGCAGCCGUCUAUCAUACUCCCAAAGAAGCGACCUCUGAGUGCUUGAACUCGGUAAUGGCGAGCUUGGACAGAGGUUCGUCUGGCGGCAAGGGCGCAUUACCGGGACGAACAACGGGCAGACUGCGCAUACCAGCCCCAACAGCAGCUUUGACCUCGUUGAUAUUGUCGCUCAGGAAAAGCCAUCGGUUGACGUCCUUGUGCUCCGGGUGCUCAGAAAUGAUCUUCGCGUAGCUAUCAACCUCGGUUUUGGGCCCCGCAUUAGUGGUAUCAAAGUAGUCUGCGAUAAGAGGCGUCAUAUCUGACAUGGCGGAGUUGGUAUGUGAAAAGAGCAACUUCUGCGCGGGGACUGAGCCGGACGAGUAGAUGAUGAUCUUCUUUCCAGCCUGGGUGGCCUCGCUGAAGAAGGGCUCAACAUCUGGGAGAAGGGGCGCCACGAUGUUACCCGACUUGUAGCCUUGCAGCCACAAAUAACCCUGGAGCGACUUGAGAUAGGCGAUCUUGACAUCACGCUUCACGAGGUCGCGGACGUGCGCUUCAAAGUCAGAGCGCGAGUUGCGAUACUCUUCGGGAAAGGCAUCGCGGUACUUUGCGAACUCUGGGCUAUCCCACUCUUGAUCCAACACUUUGGGAAGUGCCUCGAGUGCAUACGGAAACUAAUGACAACAAACAGACCUUGGUCAGCAGGCUGCAGUGUUGUUGACAUCGUGCAUGCCAUCACGAAAUGGGUAAAGUCGGUGAAGAGUGCAAAGGGGCUGGGAAAGAAGUGCUCGGCUUGAAAUUUUCAGCUGCACGCGCCCGAGACUUGCGCAACUUGGCAGAACUUGGUUCGGCAGCGUGGACACUCGGGAUCUGGGUACAAAGGCCGGCAGCUGGACGGAGGACGUCCGGAAGAGGAGGCUGGGACGAAAUUUGGUGGGAUCCAUACGGAGGUCCGGGCCCGGAGGCGGUAAGGGGGACGGACGGAGGUGGUACAUGGGUAAGGAGAGUAAAAUCGGAACGGUUGCGAAGUGAGACAAGCAAGAAAACGGGACGACUCACGAGAACGUCUUUGACAAAGGAGAUGGGACAAACGGUUCCUUCUGUAACAUGUGUUAUUAUGGCUAUUCUGAGUGUAUGAUAUCCAAGCAAAGCGCGGGUGUAUAGUAAGGUACAAAACAUAUGCCAAUAUAAUGAAUGACAACUCAGUCCA